GAAAUCAAAGAGUUAUUGAUUUCUACAACAAUUGAAAUAAUCACAUACCACCAAAAAAUAUGAAGAUAGUGAGAGAACUGUUAACACACUGAAUAAGAAAUAACAGUGUAAUGAUAGUGUAACAGACACUUCGUCUGUGCACACUUAAUUUUUGGAGAAAGUAGAGUAGGUAUUUGAAUAUAUGCAUGCACAUAUAUAUACAUGGGAGCUAAUUGUGAACCAGAUGGAAACACACAUUGACAGAUUGAUUGAUUAAAUGAAAUAGUAUUCUACGAAUUGUGUGUGUCUGUGUAUCAGGUGAAGCGAAGCCAAGUUACUGAAGCUAAAUGUGAUUUAGAGAGCUCAGUUAUAUACUAAACCCUAAGAUGAGUGAUCAGAAUCUCUAUAUAUAUAAAACUGUGUUUAUCAAGGUUUAAAAACAGUCGGUUUUUACUGAAUUAUUUGAGAAGAACUCUAACCAAAAAGGAUGGGUGAACGAAAAGCUGUUAUUAAAAAUGCUGACAUGAAUCCUGAUAUGCAAGAUGAUGCAGUCCAUGUUGCCGCUAGUGCAUUAGAUAAAUUUGAAGUGGAAAAAGAUGUAGCCGCUUAUAUUAAGAAAGAAUUUGAUCGUAAAUAUAAUCCUACAUGGCAUUGUAUAGUUGGAAGGCAUUUCGGAAGUUACGUAACUCAUGAAACUCAAAAUUUCAUCUACUUCUACCUCGAGGACCGUGCAGUACUGUUGUUUAAAUCUGGUUAGAUUGUGAUCUGUCAAUGAGAUCCAGUGAUUAGAAGAGUGAAUCAACAGACAAGAAAGAAAAAAUUGAGACCAAUAUAUUGAUUACAAUAUUACAGAAAACAACAAAAAAAAAUUUGUGCCACUUAUAUAAUACUUGUAUUUAUUUAUCAUUACAAUCUUGACUUAUGCUUAUAUUAGUUAAAUAAAAUAUUUUU
Messenger RNA from Trichobilharzia szidati, 930 nucleotides. NCBI's taxonomy places the organism in Eukaryota, Metazoa, Platyhelminthes, Trematoda, Strigeidida, Schistosomatidae. The record is from the annotation of a GenBank genome assembly.